Molecule: messenger RNA, 735 nt
Organism: Trypanosoma theileri
Lineage: Eukaryota; Euglenozoa; Kinetoplastea; Trypanosomatida; Trypanosomatidae
Exons: 1
Coding region: 1-735 (244 amino acids)
Source: RefSeq, a predicted model, not a curated record
AUGGGAGGAGGAGAUGUGGUUGUUCCAUUUUGUGAAUCAGUAGAUGCCUAUGUGAAGAAGGGAACAGGGAUUGAUAUAGCAUUAAAGGCCAUGUUAGGCAUGUCUCGCCUAGUCUCAAUUCACGGCAGUUGCGAGGAGACGCGUGAGAACUAUGCUCAGUUUGCGCGUGCCGUCGUUAACUGCCGCAUGUUGAUCAAUCACUUUCGGUACCUCACAUCAUUUAUGAACGCCGUUGAUGUUUAUAAAAAGAGAGAGGGUCCAGUUUUACCUUGGUUACUUCUUAUAGGGUCCUUCUUCUUCCGUUCACUGGAACAAGUUUUUGGAGAUCUUAACUACUACCAAAUGGUUUGUAUGCACCAUUGGAACCGAACCCGGUUAAGCCUCGGUUAUUGGUUUUUUAAAUCACUUUCUUUGACCUGUGGCUUUUUACAUGAACUUUUACGGAUGAAGUCUGCAUUAACUUCACCCCAAUGGAAGAAACGAACCCCAAAGGAACGUUCAGAAUUUCUCAAGGCAGAGAUUAUUUCACUCACUCGCUACAUUUGUGAUAUGAUUGUGUACUACCAGUGGGUCCCAUGGUAUAAUCCCAACAAGACCUUACAAUACUUCUGCGGUGCACUCUGCGGUUCACUUGGUUCCUAUACCUUCUGGAAGGAAACUCAGGCAGCGCGUUUGGCAGCAGCGAAAAAGGCAUCUCAGCCUAACGGUGUAUUGAAUGGAAACAAAACAGAAUAG